AAUUCAUCUCUCUUCUAAUACAUAUACCACCACCGCCUUCGUUAUCGUCAUCGUCAGCUCGGUCUAAUUUCAAUGGAGAAUUAUCCCAUAGUUUUUUUGGACGGAUCAUCGGUUUCGCCAUCGUCGAUAACCAUGGCGAACCCUCCUCGUCCGAGUUACUCGGAAGCCGACGGCAAGGAGCACGUGAAAGGUGGGGGGAAGAAAGGUGACAAGAAGGAGGGGAUGAAGAAGCACAAGUACGCAUUUCAAACAAGGAGUCAAGUUGAUAUUCUUGAUGAUGGGUAUCGUUGGAGGAAAUAUGGGCAGAAAACUGUUAAAAACAGCAAAUUCCCUAGAAGUUAUUAUAGGUGCACGCACAAGGAGUGCAAUGUGAAGAAACAAGUGCAACGAAGCUCAAAAGAUGAUGAAAUUGUGGUGACUACCUACGAAGGGAUACACACCCACCCGGUAGAGAAGUUCAUUGAGACCUUCCAAAACAUUCUCCAACACAUCCAAACCUACAAUCCCUAUUGAAAUCUUCUUCUCCUUUCCUCGAUCUGUAAUAAGACUCGUAGAUAU
Molecule: messenger RNA, 558 nt
Organism: Hibiscus syriacus
Lineage: Eukaryota; Viridiplantae; Streptophyta; Magnoliopsida; Malvales; Malvaceae
Product: probable WRKY transcription factor 43
Exons: 2
Coding region: 73-513 (146 amino acids)
Biological process (GO): regulation of DNA-templated transcription
Molecular function (GO): DNA-binding transcription factor activity; sequence-specific DNA binding
Source: RefSeq, a predicted model, not a curated record